UUUACUGUUAUAUUUGAUUUGUCCCAGUUACCUUAUUAAUUAUUAGCAAUUUAUAAAUUGUUAUCCAUUUAAUUCUUGUCGAAUGUAGUAGUUGAAACAAUUAAUCUCAACUGAAGAAAAUAUUGUUCGACCCUCGAGUAUAUCUUUAAAUCUCUUGGAUGGUCAACCAUUGUCGGGAUUCAACUUUAGAAUAGAGUUUUUUUCAUAUUCUCUUUCUUUUCUUUUCAUCAUCACCAUCAUCACUUUUCUCAUCAUCAUCAACAUCAUCAUCAACAACAACAACAUCAUCAUCAUCAACAACAUCAACAUCAAAUGGUGCACUUGUCUUUCCUUACUUUUUCUUGUCUUUUCUUUUCCUUUUCUCCUUCUUCUUCCUCUUUUUCCCUUGAUCGCUUUUCUUACCCAUUGGUGAUUUAGGUUUUCUUUUUUUUUCUUAUAUUCUUUUCAUCUUUAUCUUCAUCAUCUUUCAUCUUUCUAUUAUAUUACUAUUGUUUUAUACAUUUAUCAUCUUUUCUAUUACUCUCUCAUUUUCCUUCUUUCUCUGUGUUCAUAUUCUUACCUCUUGUGUCUUAGAUAUUAUCUUUUAUCUACAACCUCAAUCUCCAUCCAUAAAACUGUGCGAAUAUAAUCUUCAUCUUGAAAGCUUUUUUUCCUCUCUCACUCACUUACUCUUUCUCUCUCUCUCUCUCGUUUAUGAAAAUUCUUUUACAAUUUUUUUAUAACAUUUUUGCUCACUAUCCCAAUAUCUCAAUAUUUGUCUUCUAUUAAUUAACAACUAAAAAAUCUACUGGUCAUGAGGCCUGAGAUUAACUUCUUAAGUCCUUGCUUAUCUUAAUUUUCCUAUAAGCUAUACAUUAGAUAUAAGCUAUUUAUUUUUGUUUCUUUUUCUGUUUUCUAUUUUUCUCUCUCUCUCUCUCUCCUCCAUCAACAUUAUCAUCCCUGAAGCAUGGUAGAUAUUUUUUAAACUCUUUAAAACCAACUAUCAAGGAGUAAAUCUUUUUAAAAGGCAACAAAAAGAUUCUCAAUUUCAGCCAACAUAACCAUUUUUUAUGUUUAAUCCUUUGGAUUAAAAACAAUAGAAAAGAGAGAGAAAAAGAAAACGAAAGAGAAAGAGAGAGUGAGAGAGCGCGCAAGAGAGAGAGACAUAGAAUGACAGAGAGAAAGAGAGAGAGAGAGAACUAGUCAAAUUUUAAUCCACAUCAUUUUUAUUACUCAUCAUCUUCAUAUCUACUUGUGUGUUUCUCUUCCUCUCAUUUUUUUUUCUUCUUUUCUAAUUUGUUAAUUAUCAACAUUUUCGCUUUGAUUUCCUCUUUAUUAUUUUCCAUCAUCAAAGCUUGUGUUUUGUUAAAAUCUUCAAUCUAUUAUGGCUAAACUACGAUCUGGUAUCGAUGAUCUGGUCAAACUGUUAGAAAUGGUCAAUGAAAUUGAAGAAAAUGGUGAAGAGUUUACUGAAGAGGAAUUACGAAAAGCUUUUAUUCCAGAAGAUAAUGAUGCAAUUGGUAAUCUAAGUGAAGAUUUUUCAUCUACUUCGACAAAAUGUCCACCUUUAAACUUAACUAAUGGUAAAUCACCAUCAUCAUCAACACCAAUAGAAACAUCAUCAUCUUUAUCAUCGUUAUCAUCAUCACCAUCAACCUCAUCAUCACCAUCAUCAUCAUCCUCUCCAACAACAUCUUCAUCAUCACCAUCUAACCAACCAAAAAGUAAUAAUAAUAAUAAUAAUAAUAAUAAUGAAAAUAUUAUUAUAAAGGAUAACAUAAAUAGUACCAUUAAUCCAGACCAAACCAAAGAUGAAGAAAAAAAGGAAACUAUAACUGGUAAUGGACCAAUUAAUUCACCUAACAAUUUAAAUGAUAAUAUAGUAACAACCACUGUUUCUACCACUAAUGAUGAUAAUGUUAAUAAUAAUCAAGUGAAUAGAGAUGAUGAUAGGAGUGUUACUGUUGUAAUUGGUGAACAGAGAAAAGAUGAAGAUAAAAUGUUAUCUGAUUCUGGAGAUGAUAACGUUACCAAUGAUUCUCCGUUUUUUACCUUCUCUAUGGUAAAUCAUUCUAUAACCAAAGACCAGAGUGGAAAAAAUUUAUAUCAUUGUUAUGUUUGUAAUGCUAUUUAUCGUCAUUCAUUCAGUUUAAAGCGACACUUUAUUCGUACCCAUAUAAACUAUGCUUUCCUAUGUGAUGCUGAUUUAGCUAAUUGUAGUAUCACCCUUGCUCUAAGUGAAUCACAUCUUGCUUGGAUAUCGAGAUUAAAAUCAACAUUAUCAACAACAGCAACAAUUUCUAAUGGUGAAAAUGUUUCCUCUCCUGAUACAGGUCAACCAUCAACAUCCUCUGGUAAUCCAUCAUCAUCAGCAUCUUUAGUUGACUCUUAUUUUGGUUCUACUAAUCAUUUGGUCUCUGGAAAUUUAGAUUCAUCCAUGUUACCCUCUUCAUCUACUGUAACAACAACUACAACUGAAACCGCCACCUAUCAACCACCCAAGUCUAAAGGUUUAUAUUGUUGCCACGCUUGUGUUAUGUUUUUUGAUAGAAUUGGUUUUCUUCGAGCUCAUCUUAGAGAGCAACAUCGUUCUCAAAAUUCAGAUACUUUGGAAGCCAUUAGAUUACCUUGUCACCGAUGUGAUAUGACAUUUAUUCAACGGGCACAGUUGGUACGACAUCUUAGUAGUGCUCAUGGACUUAUUACAUCUCAACCAUCAUCAAUGGUUCAACCAUCAGUGGAAACAUCAACAUCAACUUCAUCAUCAACAAUAACAACAACCACAACCAAUACAGUUGGAGGUAUUAAACGUAAAAAGGGUUCAUCAUCAUGUUCAACUACAUCAUCAUCAUCAUCAUCUGGCUGUGACCAAAAAAACUCAUCAAGUGAAGAGAAAUGUGAUGACGAGGAAGAAGAUGGUAAUAGUAGUUCAUCACAAGAACGUAAUCAUCUUACCUGUAAUCAAUGUCCCUUUAAGUGUAAGUCACCUGAACAGUUGAAGAAACACAUCUCAUCCCGACAUCCGAUUAAUACGCUUACAUGUGCUUAUUGUAAAAUUCAAUUCAAUGUUAAAAAGCAGCUCAUUGAACAUCUUUCCCGUGUUCAUAGUAAAUCACUAGUGGCCAAUAGUCGAUUACUCAAAUCAAUGUGUAUUGAAUCAACAUCUUUAUCAACAUCACCUUCAACAUCAACUGCUCAUGUUGAUGCUACAACCUCAACUUUAUCCUCAUCCUCUUCUCAACGUUUAAAAAAUACCAUUUCAACUCGAUCUCUUAAACGUCGACGUGCCAAUCGUCGUGGAGCUAAUUAUGAUGCAGAUGAUUAUGACGAUGAUCUAUUUGAGUGUCACGAAUGUUAUGCUAAAUUUCAUAUAGCAACCGAAUUGUUGAAACACGCGGAAACUGUUCACAAUCCCACUCGAAGUACUCGAUCCGUUAAUAACAAUGCUUCUUAUCGAGAUGAAUCUGCCUUCUAUCAAUCUCUUGCACAGAAAAUAUCUGAGAAUCUAUUAUUCUAUGUUGAUGGUAAACCCAAGGUUCAACCAGAUAAUGAUUGUAACAACAACAACAACAACAACAACACCACCGGUAGAAACUCAACCAGCACCAAUAACUGCACAGACAAACCCAACGAAAGCUCAACUAACCAGAUUAAAUUGUUGAACUUACAAGAUUACAAUUUUCCUCCUGGUUUUAAACUAUAUGCCGAUGAUGAUGAUGAUUGUGAUAUUACUGUAAAUGAACAAAAAUCAACCAACGGUGGUUCAAUUGCUCAAGUAAAUAAUAACAAUAACAACAACAAUCUAUCAAUGAUCAACAAUGAUAAUAGUAAUACAAUUAAAGACAAAGAAACGGAAUCAGAGAAAGAUAAUAAAAAUAUUACUAUUUCAUCAACAACCUCAACCACAACCACAACCACCACCACCGAUGCUAACAAUGGAUUAGUCAUUGAUUUUACCAAUAAUCAAUCAACAGGUACAAUUGAUGUAAAACCGGGAACUUUGGUUUUCAUUUGUAAUGCAUGUGAUAAUUAUUUCCUUUCAUUAAGUGAUUUUGAUGAGCACGAAAUUAAUAAUCAUCCAAAUGUAUUUUGUUCGUACACCGAAAUUGAGUACAAUCCAAACAUUCCCGUCAAUAUAUUUAGAUGGCAAUCCUACAGUCCCCAUGGAUUAUUAAGAUCAUGUAAAGUACCUGUGAUUGUCUCUUCAUCUUCCGAGCCUAGUAUUAAAUGUACUAAGUGUCACAACAAAUUUUCCACUGCCACGGAGCUUUAUCAGCAUAUACUUGAUUGCUCAUCUAAAUCAAAAAGAAAAUCAAAACCACCAAUCAAAUCAAUAUCAUUAUCAAUUUCAUCGUUACCCAUAACCUCAUCUUCAUCUUCACCAACAAUACAACCACCAGAAAAAAAUGCAAUAACAAUACCAACUGCAAUAAUGACAGUAAAUGAUAAUCAAAAUAUCAAACCAAAAUUAACAAUUUCUCCUCAACCAAAAGUACCAAUAAUUUCAUCUUCAUCACCAUCUCCUAAAUCAUCAACAACAAUUACUACAACUACUGCGACACCAUCCACUUCAUCGUGUAUCUCACAACCUUCAUCUUCAUCUUCAUCUUCAUUAAUCUCUUCUACCUCUUCACUUUCAACUCUCAUCAAAAAGAAAAGCUCAACAAAAAGUCACUCCCGUCUCUUUAAAACUUCAUCCGUUCGUAGAUCAGGUCAAUCACAACGAUCGACCACUGGUACCAGUAGUAUAUUAGAUUCUCUAUCUUAUAGUACUCGUUCUGCCCGGAAACGAGAAAACAAUGAUGUCGACAUUGACGUUGACUGUGGCCUUAGUUUGGUUAAAAAACGGAUACGAAAAGUCCGUUAUAACUGUACAAAUUGUGGUGAAAUUUUCAGUCAUCAUUUGACCUUUGCUAAACACCGUAAUCAUUGCCUUAAGUCAUCAACAAGUGUCAAGGAAGAAAAAACUUUUCCUUGUGAAACCAAGAAGACCAAAAAUUCUGACACAUCAACUUCAUCAUCCUCAUCAACAACAGAACUAUCAACAAAAAAUGCAAUAACAUCAGAUGCUAUAAUUACUACAAUUAAUGACAAUCAAAAUAUCAAAGCAAAAUCAACAAAAUCUCCUACAUCAUUAACAACUACUGCAACAUCAUCGAUGCCUUCAUCUUCAGCUAACUCCUCCGUCUCAACACUUACAAAUGGCUCAUCACAACGGAAAGCUCAACAAAAAGUCACUCCUGUCUCCUCGCAAUCUUCAACUGGUCGGAGGUCAGGUCAAUCUCCACGAUCAACCUGUUCCAAUAGUAUACUUGAUUCUUUAUCGUAUAGCACUCGCUCCAGGAGAAGAGAAAACAAUGGAGCCGAGAUAGACUUAGAUUGUGGCCUUAGUUUGGUCAAAAAACGGAUUCGCAAAGUCCGUUACCAUUGUACAAACUGCUGUGAAAUCUUCAGUCAUCAUUUGACCUUUGCUAAACACCGUAAUCAUUGCCUUAAGUCAUCAAGUGUCAAGGAAAAGAAAACUGUUCCUUCAAACACCAAAAAGACCAAAAAUUCUGACACCUCAACCUCAUCUUCAUCAUCAUCCACAACAUCCUCGCCCUCGAAAACUACAAAAAGACCAACCCAUCGUGUCGAUUCAAUUAAACGUCGAUCCAUAUUAUCAGAACCUUAAAACAAAAGCCCAAAACUUUAAUUAUAUAGCUCAUUAUAAUUUCAUUAUCUAAUUGUAUCAACAAACAAUUUUGUUAACUACUUUCCGCCAAAAAUAAAAUUUCAAUAAGGUUUCCAAAUAAAUUGGUUACAAUUAAAAACGAGAACCAAA
Messenger RNA from Panonychus citri (citrus red mite), 5803 nucleotides. RefSeq names its product serine-rich adhesin for platelets-like. Gene Ontology annotation, molecular function: DNA-binding transcription factor activity, RNA polymerase II-specific; RNA polymerase II transcription regulatory region sequence-specific DNA binding. Gene Ontology annotation, biological process: regulation of transcription by RNA polymerase II. Gene Ontology annotation, cellular component: nucleus. The record is from RefSeq and is a predicted model, not a curated record. NCBI's taxonomy places the organism in Eukaryota, Metazoa, Arthropoda, Arachnida, Trombidiformes, Tetranychidae.